AUGCCGAUCGAGAUUGUGUGCAAAAUCAAAUUUGCAGAGGAGGAUGCGAAACCCAAGGAGAAGGAGGCAGGGGAUGAGCAGAGCCUCCUGGGGGCUGCACGGGGGGCAGCAGCCCCCCGGGACCUGGCCACCUUUGCCAGCACCAGCACUCUGCACGGGCUGGGCCGGGCCUGUGGCCCAGGCCCCCACGGACUGCGCAGAACCCUGUGGGCACUGGCCCUACUCACCUCGCUGGCUGCCUUCCUGUACCAGGCGGCCGGCCUGGCCCGGGGCUACCUGACCCGGCCUCACCUGGUGGCAAUGGACCCUGCUGCCCCAGCCCCCGUGGCGGGCUUCCCGGCUGUCACCCUCUGCAACAUCAACCGUUUCCGGCAUUCGGCACUCAGCGACGCCGACAUCUUCCACCUGGCCAAUCUGACAGGGCUGCCCCCCAAAGACCGGGACGGGCACCGUGCCGCCGGCCUGCGCUACCCGGAGCCAGACAUGGUAGACAUCCUCAACCGCACUGGCCACCAGCUUGCCGACAUGCUCAAGAGCUGCAACUUCAGUGGGCACCACUGCUCCGCCAGCAACUUCUCCGUGGUCUAUACUCGCUAUGGGAAGUGUUACACUUUCAAUGCGGAUCCGCAGAGCUCCCUUCCCAGCCGGGCGGGGGGAAUGGGCAGCGGCCUGGAGAUCAUGCUGGACAUCCAGCAGGAAGAGUACCUGCCCAUCUGGAGAGAGACAAACGAGACGUCGUUUGAGGCCGGCAUCCGGGUGCAGAUCCACAGCCAGGAGGAGCCGCCCUACAUCCACCAGCUGGGCUUCGGCGUGUCCCCAGGCUUCCAGACCUUCGUGUCCUGCCAGGAACAGCGGUUGACCUAUCUGCCUCAGCCCUGGGGCAACUGCCGGGCGGAGAGCGGGCUCGGGGAGCCUGAGCUGCAGGGCUACUCGGCCUACAGUGUGUCUGCCUGCCGGCUGCGCUGCGAAAAGGAGGCCGUGCUUCAGCGCUGCCACUGCCGGAUGGUGCACAUGCCAGGCAAUGAGACCAUCUGCCCGCCAAAUAUCUACAUCGAGUGUGCUGACCACACACUGGACUCCCUGGGUGGGGGCUCCGAGGGCCCAUGUUUCUGCCCUACCCCCUGUAACCUGACCCGCUACGGGAAAGAAAUCUCCAUGGUCAGGAUCCCCAACAGGGGCUCAGCUCGCUACCUGGCAAGGAAGUACAACCGCAACGAGACCUACAUACGGGAGAACUUCCUGGUCCUAGAUGUCUUUUUUGAAGCCCUGACCUCUGAGGCCAUGGAGCAGCGAGCAGCCUAUGGCCUGUCAGCCCUUCUGGGAGACCUCGGGGGACAAAUGGGCCUGUUCAUCGGGGCCAGCAUCCUCACACUGCUGGAGAUCCUUGACUACAUCUAUGAGGUGUCCUGGGACCGACUGAAGCGAGUGUGGCGUCGUCCCAAGACCCCCCUGCGGACCUCCACUGGGGGCAUCUCCACCUUGGGGCUGCAGGAGCUGAAGGAGCAGAGUCCCUGCCCGAGCCGGGGCCGCGCUGAGGGUGGGGGAGCCAGCAGCCUGCUCCCCAACCACCACCACCCGCACGGCCCCCCAGGAGGCCUCUUUGAAGACUUCGCUUGCUAG
Equus quagga is the source of this 1620-nucleotide messenger RNA. RefSeq names its product acid sensing ion channel subunit family member 4 (gene ASIC4). Gene Ontology annotation, biological process: sodium ion transmembrane transport. Gene Ontology annotation, molecular function: ligand-gated sodium channel activity. Lineage: Eukaryota; Metazoa; Chordata; Mammalia; Perissodactyla; Equidae. Gene Ontology annotation, cellular component: membrane. The transcript has 10 exons. Bases 1 to 1620 code for a protein of 539 amino acids. The record is from RefSeq and is a predicted model, not a curated record.